UAACAAAGAGGUGCUUAGACUAGUCAAUAACAAAGAAGUCUUAACAAUCAUCACGAAACGGAAACUCCAGCACAUAAUUAUGUCAUGAAAUGAGGAGUGAUCGCUGAGAUUCUCCGUCCUAUCAUGCUAAGAGACCAGUGGAAGACGCAAAAACUCAUGGACGAAAGACCUGAGACGUUAGUACGGUGGAACGUCUGUCGAAAUGUUUCGAGUGACAGCUUCUUGGGUAGUUGUCUCAAGUUGGAUCGCCAACAUUCGAUGGGAAAAUAGCGUCGUCGCGGCGUGUGGUAAAACAUUUCACAUAAAUGUUAUUAUAUGAAUGGGCCUGUGCACCAUGAAGCUCGUUCCGGGUCACCUACCGCCUAUACCAACCUCUUCUUCCAACACUUCUGGUGACCGCCUGUCACUUCCUCUCCCCUUCAACGCUGAUCUCUUGUGGAGGUACCCUCUGGGAUUUCCACCCCUAGGCCAGUACAAUCCUCCCUCUUCACCACUUUUAGACUACAAAUCUCAACUGCCCGCUUCUCUGCCUACCGACCCGCGAGUGUGGAGCAGGGAAGAUGUCGCCACCUUCCUCCGAUGGGCGGAGCAAGAGUUUGAUAUCCAGCCAAUUGACCAUGAUAUGUUCCAGAUGAAUGGUAAGGCGAUGUGCCUGCUAACCCGCACAGACCUAGCUGAGCGAGCCCCAGGAUCCGGUGACGUGCUGCACAACGUCCUGCAGAUCCUCGUCCGCGAAGCGAACCUCCUGCACCGGAUCCUACCCAGCAGUCCAGUCACGCCCACCUCCCGCCACCCUUAUCCCCUCUCUCCACACGCGCCGCCUACCACCCCUACCACAUGGGCGGGCCUAGGGGAGCAGCUGCACCAAUCGCAUGCAGCGCUCGCGGCGCACCUCAUGGCGCAGAGCAACUCGACGACUUUAAGCCCCGCCCCUUCGGUCGACAGCCAAGCGGGAGGCAGUCCGCAGCAUGGUGAAGGCGGUACCUUUCAGAAUGGCAACAGCGCAUCAGCAUUCGGAGGUGGGAUUAACGCCAGUGGCAGCGGGAGUGGAAGCGGCAGCAAUCAUUCGGAUUCAGAUGAAGAUGGUAUGGAUAAGAAAGGUUAUAGUGGUAGUCCUCCAAAUACCCCUUCUGCUUACUCGUUUAUGCCCCAAAUGCCAUAUAUGCCACCAAGGAGUCCAAAGGACUACAAGGAAUCAGUCUCUAGUCCCAGUUUCAAAACCGGGGCACGUGAAUUCUUUCCUGAUUCUCCUGAGCCCAACACAAAUGGUAGACUCCUAUGGGACUUCUUGCAACAGCUGCUGAACGAUCCCGCACAGCGAUAUACCAGCUACAUCGCGUGGAAGAACCGCGAAACGGGUGUGUUCAAAAUCGUGGACCCGUCGGGUCUUGCAAAGCUGUGGGGCAUCCAGAAGAACCACUUAUCAAUGAACUAUGACAAAAUGUCUAGAGCGCUCAGAUACUACUACAGGGUCAACAUUCUGAGGAAGGUGCAGGGCGAGAGGCAUUGUUACCAGUUCCUGAGGAACCCAACGGAACUCAAGAACAUCAAAAACAUCUCGCUCCUCCGCCAGCAGAUGUCACCAACGAAUACCAAACCACCUCAGAAUGUUCUGAAACCCGAAGCGUACCCCAUUAAAUCUGAGCCUGGAGAAAACCCCGAAGGGAGCAUUCACGAUCAUCACUUGGACUACGAAGACAAACCAACUGACCUCAGCAUGGAAGGACCUACGGAUCUCAGCAGUACCUCCAGACAUGUCAACAUUGUGUGUUCACCAGACCCUCCAAUACCUCAGAAUCAUCACUAGCAAUGAAGAUGCUAAAAUGCUUUCAGGGUUAUACAAUUUAAUGAAAGGAUCUAGAAUGUCCUGAAAGCUGUGGUUCAACAGACAUUACGUGAUGCGUCCGGAAUCCCAAGAUGCAGAAUAUCGAUGAGCUCAGAAUGUCAGGUUUUGAUAGUUCUGCCAAGAAUAAGCCCGAUUUUAUGAUAGAUGGCUCAUAAUUUACGAGAACGAGUUCUUCAAGAACUUUUCUAUUAGCCCAGAUCCCAUAUUUUUGAUGCCCCUAUAAACUCUUGGUUCAGAUGCAGUUUAUAUCUAGUCCGCUAACAGAGGCACUAAACUAGGGCUGCCUACCCCAAGCCUAUUUUAUUUUGAAGGUUCAUUGUACCAAUCAUUAAGCUGUAAAAAUCGCCUCGUUAUCAUGCAACUGUUCAUUAUAGAAGUAGAUAUUCCUAUGAAAUAUGCUGUAUCCUGUAAGCACGUUUCAGUUGUAAGACGCCUAUCACACAUACAGAUGCGAUUAACGAAUAGAUUAGAAGGAUAGCCUAUUUGCUCAAAUUGCAUUGUUUGGCGCCAAAACUAUGUGGUUUUUGUGCAUUCUUUUGGCUAAUUUGCUUCUCAUUACCAAACUAAAGUGACAAACCAAAACAUCGCCGCACAUUUUUUUCUCUGGAAAGGUAUUCAAGUAGCCAAUCGUAGCAAGGCAGAAAUACUAUUUGUGUUGCGAUGUGAAUAGAUAUUGCUAAUAAACUGGGAUACAUUAACCCUUUAACGCGCAGUAAACCGCAGUAAACGUAAAACCUAAUGGACCCUUUCACACAGAAAAAUCACAAAAAAAUAACUAGCGGAAAAGUUCUGUUUUAGGGACGGGAAAAUAGUAUGCCACUGCCUAUGUAGGGAAACGAACAUCUGACUUCGGGCAGUGGGUGAUUAUUUUCCCUCCCCCUAAUUUGUCGCUGUACACAUGUAGAAUUAAAAACACAUAAGUAAAAAAUACUUUAUUUCACGAGCAAGCAGUACAAAUCAUGUUGCUUCUCUUUUCUUUCGCCUUCGUACUGCAGUGCGCGCAUCUACGCUAUUUCUCUUGCUGCUUGGGCAUAUGGUCUCCGACAUUUGACAAACGAAUUGCGUUUUGGACGGUAGGGUAACCACCUGGUUGAUGUUUUUUUCUGCCUACUCCCGCUCCGGGACUAUAGCACUUGCGUUUUCUACUGCAGAAAUUACCGAUCAUUUCGUUGGCCAAUUGAGAGCGAAACUCGAGGUGACGCUCUUUUUUGGCCGAGUCCUUGUACAUGACGUAACUAUUUACUAUCGCAAUAUCGAUGAAAUAAUAAAAUAGUUUCAACCGACGAGAUUUCUGGGCAAUCGACUAAGUCGACAUAAGCUGAUCGAAUUUGUCAACUCCACCCAUGAAGAUGUUGUAGUCAGCGAUAGACUCUGGACAAUUCACUGAUUCCCUCUCACCGCGCUUGUUUGUUCUGCUUACUAGGGUUGUGCAUAGAGCUGACAACGACAACCGACUUUUUGCCGCGAUCUCGCCACUUGCAAUGCUUAUGUCCCCCGAUUGAACAAAAUCGCUAUCCCCAGUCGUCAUCUGCCUUUCGGGAUUUCAGUUCAUUCAUUGGGUAGAAUUUUCGGUUUAUCCUGAAGGUACCGCACGCAAAGAGACGCUCGUUUAGUAGAAGCUUCAACAGUGGUAAGCUCGGAAAAAAAUUGUCAAAAACUAGACAGUAGCCUAAUCCACGCAGCAUCGUGGAUAAUUCGAGAACAAUCCUCUCUCCGAGCCCAAGAUCGGUUGUUUCCGUAGAGCGGCCUGUAUAUACCUGGAAGUACAUUACGAAACCAGUAACUGAACACGCCAAAACCCAGACUUUGAACCCUCGUUUUAUGGGUUUCAUGAGCAUGUAUUGUUUGAGACUGCUACGCCCUUUGAAACCAAUCAUACUUUCGUCUAUUGAAAGAAAUCGCGAAGGGUGGAAUGCGUUCCGAAAGGCGUUCUGAAAAUGCGUGAUUAUUUUGAACAGGCGGUCGUACUUAGGGUCCGUUCUCGGUAACAUCUCGAGGUUGUCAUUUAGAUGUAGUUAACGGAGUAAUUUCAAAAAUCGUUUUUGACUCAUUACUCUAGCUCUCCUCUCCACCUGAAAGUUAUUGUCUUUACUCCAAUAAGAUCGGAAGGUCGGUAGAACAUGGAAUCCCAUAAAUAUGAGCAUGCCAAGCAUAGCCCGCAAUUCAUCAACAGUCAUGCUGAGAUCUACACCUUUUUGAGAAGCAUACAGGUUCGACUGGGUCACAAUAAAAGUCAAAAUGUCAAGGGUUAAGAAAGUUUUAAAGGAGAGCUCAUAUCUACGUCAUGUUUAGCCCCGGCACCAGGUUCUGAAAAGUGGAAGGUGCUGUAUAACUUAGAAUCCGUGCCAGAUUUUGUCAAAUUAAAGGAGAUUGGCUCGUAGCCGUGCGAUUAUCGUCACCUCCACCAUCAGUGUCACCUCCAGCUCUACCAUUACCGUCACCACCAUCUUCAGAGUUCCCGUCACCCCCAGGAUCCCCGCCACCACCAGAAUCUUCCUCAGACGAAGUAUUGUGGAUUUUUCGGCUAGGCUUAGGAGGGUUUGAAUAAUCGGGAUCCUCAGUAUUUUCUUCAAAAUCGUCAUCGGAAUACUCCGCCAAAUUUUGUAGAGCUGCGUUACGCGAUCGCGUAGACCGCUGAUACGUAAUGAACCUCGCAAGCCAGGUUUACUGCUAUCAUUCAGUGGUUGUCUAGGAAUAAAAUCUGCGUCAGAAUCACCAUCCAGCUCCGAAUCCUCAGCUUGAUCAUCUGUAAUUUCACCUAUAAAUCUGGCUAUUUCAGUAUCGCUUAGACGUCUUCUUGACAUAAUUAGGGUCCUGAAAACCGAAAAUAAAUGAGUAAUAGUGAAAAUAAAAUUAUAAAUAACGUUAACAAGCUAAAUUUGAAGGUAGAAGUCGCAUUUCUGAAAAUGUAAACAAAGCCAUGACUUGUUAGGUUAUAAUGCCACAUUUCACAGAGUAUAACAUCUGUGUGCAUACACAUCAUUCGAUUACAAUGGCAAAUUAUCAUAAGUUAGACCCGUUAGACAAUAUGUAGCUAUAUGCGAUUAGAAUAAGCACCUUGUGUAAGCUAAGAAAUAAUUUGCCAUUUUCGCAGAAGGUUAGCCGAAUGGCAAUGACGCAAUCAGCAAAAGCUUAUAUAAGCUAUCUUUUCCAAAAAUCAUCACAAAAUAAAACGCUAACAGACGCAGCAAUACUACUACUAUAUUUAGAUACAUGCCUUUAUUCCAGCUUAGAAGCACUUCAAUCUAACUUCAAACGCAAACAACAGCCUGAUAGGUGUUCACUGCUUUGUAUGAUGUUUCCUACGCACACUGGGAUAUUAUCGUCCCACUUUAGCACCACUCUGUAGACAGCACCUUGUAGGAACUACCAAGGGGGACGCCAGAUUGCAAGCAACAAGUGGGGGCGCGCGCAAUUCAAAUCAUAUAAUAAGUGGGAAGAUACUGUCCCACCCUGAUUUAAAAGAAGCGGUUGGAAAAUAGUACCCCAAAUGGCGUUAAAGGGUUAAAUAAGGCAAAAGAACAAAAUAUUUGUAUACCGCAUCAACAGUUAUACUUAAUUUGUGAUUUUAGUAGGUAAAAAGUAAGAAAAAUGUCAUCAAACACAUCAGCAAUGGCAGAAUACCUAAUAUUGGCAAAUAGUGGGACACAUUGUAUACAAUCUACACUGUUUUUUUAAAUAGCUGACGUAGUUGAACAUAAUAAGUAAAUUAAUAGUGAUUUUCACUAUUUUGAUCCCAUAAACAGAUUUGGAAGUAAUUUAAUUAAUUUGAUAUUCCUAGUUUUUGACAAUAAAAUGAAAACGUAAUAUUACUAAGAAUACAUUGUCUGGCCGAAUCAAACCCUCAUAUUAUGUAUUUAAACUUAUUUUUAUUGUAUAUUAUAUUGACCAUCUCUGUGGUCCUUUUCAAGUACAAUUGACAAUUCUCAGACAAUGAUAGUCGACAAGUCAUAUUACAAAUAGAAUUACAAAUAUAUGUGUGGUUUUAAUUCGGUCAGACAAUGGAGCUAUGAACGUCAAAACCAUAGUAUACGUUUCAGGAGUUAUGUAAAGUUACUAUUUAUAACGUGGAAGUAAAGACCUUUCCUCCGAACUUUUAGAUUAGAAAUUAAAUUAGAUAAGACACAAAAUUAAAGUAUUAGUUGGAUCUUUUAGGUUUCCAUAAAAAAUUGGUAUGUUUAUGUUCCAUUUUUCACUGUUGUGGGAGUAUGAACUUUCAACCUGACUACAGACUAUGAAACUUUGGUGAUAAACAAUCUGAAUUCGUUUGAUGCAACGAAUUCAGAGUAUGUAGAAGAAACCAGUCAAGGAUUUGUGUGGCUCCUAUUCUCUGAUUCUGUAGUGAGUGUCAAAGUUUUGGAUUGGUUUCAUACAAAUACGUGUUUCCCUUACACAUUUUGACCUACUAUCUUUAGUCUUCAUGAACCAAAUUAAUGCAGGCAAUAAGGUAACAGGCCGGUAACAAUGUAUUUACCGGCCCUCAGAAGGACGGCAACGCUUUUCGUGCUGUAGUACAUACUCACCAUACGUAUCCAAAAAAUUCUCAUCCACGGGCUACAGAUCAAACGUCUUGAUGUAUUUUAUAUCUAGAUUUGUCUUGACAGCCCGACUGACACUGGGCAUACCAAAAUUUCGUAAAAUCAAAAUGGCGGAUAUUAAACUACUAAGCACAAUUAGAAAUUAAUUCUUUUCAGUUACUGCAGUCGGGAUUGUAUUUUUUAAGAAUGUAUUUGUUUACUAUGGUUAACAUAUAUUUUUUGGUUAAAUUGUCGAUCAAAAUUAUCUCAUCAUGCAAUAAAUCCUUUUUUGGAUUGAAAUCAAUCGUAAUUGCGGCGGGCUGCGGGAGGCAACCCUAGUUUAACAGCUUUCUCUGUUAGCAAACUUUGAUAUGAGCUGCAUUUAUACAUAGGUUUAUCGGUGAAUAAAAACUAUUAUUUAUGGUUUCUGAGCCUGCUAGGACUAGGUGCAAAUUUUGUAGAAACAAAUUUAGUCGAUAGUAGCACAAUGAGUAUAUCAUUUCAAAUAAAUCAUAAAAAGCAAAGAAUAAGGGGUCCAAGUGUAACUAAUAUUAACACACAAUACAUACAGAAUAUUUAGGGAACGUUUGCACUGUCAUACUUAAUGUCAAUGUGAACUUGAUUCAAAUGGACGUUGACAUGAAGUGUUGAACAGCUAUAGUUCCCUGAAUAUGCUGAACGUUCAGAGGGGCAAUUUCUGAACUCACGGGAGUAGAAUAAUCAAUAGAAUGUGUUGCCUUUCUGACAGCUUUUGAUGUCUGUUUUGAAGCUUAUCAAUCAAUUUUGCGGAAAUGUUUAUAGGUUCUUCAUUUCAUUAAAUCUUUCAUCCAAAAGUCAACUUCCCUGAGAGUGACCUAAGAAGUUUCUGUAGACGUUAAAGGAUAUAGUUCCCCGUAAGGUAAUAGAGCCACUCCCACUUUAUAGCAGUAAGAAUUCUCCAUCGUUUUCAAGAAUUGACCCCAUAUCAUAAUUUGGAUAAAACUGUUCAAGUUGAAUGAAUGUAUCAUAGACUUUAUAAUACUUUUUGACUUGUAAAAGUGCCUAUCAGUUUGUUAGAAUUUAAAGAGUAAUGUGAUAGCUGAGGUUCUUAACUUCAAACAACGACCAUUUACAUGACUGUUUCCAGGUUUCUGGAUGCUAAAUAAUAUGGUGAACCGAACUGCAAUAUAGGUGCCAAUAUUUUCAAGAAAAUGUGCAAAUAGUGUUUUUGAUAAGUUUAUUGAUUUGUGAUUCCGAUUUAAUUUUGGUUCUUUGGUUGCUACAAAACUCACAUAACACCAUGAUACUAAAGUUUCGUAAUGUUAUAAUCUGAAUGGCAUAACUAGCUCGAAACAGGUAAUAAUCUAAAAUAAUAACCUUGCAAGGUGAUGGAUGUUAGUGGUAAAGCAAAGAGCCAAAAAAAAUGACAGUGCAAUUUGUAUUGUUUCAGUUCCGACUUGGAUGUGCCAAACGAGAUUUAUUUGUAUCCUUGGACACUCAAGGUUAUGUUAUCAUCGAAAGUUUUUGAUUUAUAAUUUUAUAAUGCUAGCAAUAUAGUAAAUAUAAAAAUCGGAUGAACUAGAUAUUUUUUGAGAAUUUCUAUUGUACAUUUUACAUAUCCAGAAGAAUUUUGAAUGUCCGACUUUUAUAUAUUUAAAAAAGGCAGCUUUAAAGUUUCCAUACUUUGGAAAAACGAAGUGAUAAUCAGACGACAAUAUAUUGAAAUAUUCUAAACAUAGGAUUCGGAUAUAUGUAUAUUUUACUGAAGGUCAGCAGAGUUGUAUUAAAUUUUGGAUGUAUGAACAGUGUGUCAAGCAUAAUCAAGUUUGGUGAAAGCAGUACCUAGCUGCUUUCAAGGGCGGAUUUAGGCACUUCCUCCCCCUAGACGCCCAAAUCUGUAAUUUUUUUCAAAAUGAUAUAUAUUGCUGUAUCUUGUGUGGAAUUAAUUAUAAUUGCUUGACCUGGAUCGUUAGACGUACCUGAAUGCUGCUCAAAUAUCUAAAAUUGACGUUGCUUAUGCUGAAUCAAUAAAAUGUGCUCGAUUUGGUCUUAGAAUGUGUCCACAAGAAAACCACAUUCCAAUUUUGUGGCUAUGGCCUUAGAAUAACUUUCUAAUAAAAAAAUUCACUAGCUGGCUUCAGCUCCAUUCUGUGAUCUCUAAUGAAAGAAAAUUUUACUCAAUUUGUGUGAUUUCUAAUAGGUAUAUAUAUUUAUAUACGGGCAGAUUAUAUAUACAUAUUUUGGAGGAUUUAAAUACAGGGUAAGCUCAAAGUGAGUUAAUAAUUUGUUUAAUUUCCUUUUUAUCGAAGAACAUUUGUGGAUUUUCGGACUAUUAACGAAUUUACAGUACAAAAUUGUUCAAAUGAAAAAGAGAAAUUUGUUUACCUUGUAUAAUUUGUACAUAGAUAAUAUCUAGGUGUAUUAAAUGUAUAGCUUUACAAUAUUAUCAUAAGUCAGUGUAAAAUCAACGAAAUAAUGAGAGUUUUAAGUUAGAUUAUGUUUUUCUUUGGAAUAAACUAGUUAUUUGAAUUUGUGAAUUUGGUAUUUUCUUCUAAAGGUCCUCCUUAUUUCUUCUUCUUACCAGCGGGCGUUAAAAUCUGGAAAAAUGAUACUCUAAUUAACGAUCAGCAGCUUACGUUAGCAUCCGCUUAUAGAUAAUUUCAUAACGUCCAUCAAUACAAUAUAAUUGCUGAAACGAUAGAUUAACG
Molecule: messenger RNA, 9050 nt
Organism: Acanthoscelides obtectus
Lineage: Eukaryota; Metazoa; Arthropoda; Insecta; Coleoptera; Chrysomelidae
Source: the annotation of a GenBank genome assembly